This is a messenger RNA of Oryzias latipes (Japanese medaka), 2250 nucleotides long. RefSeq names its product adaptor related protein complex 3 subunit mu 1 (gene ap3m1). NCBI's taxonomy places the organism in Eukaryota, Metazoa, Chordata, Actinopteri, Beloniformes, Adrianichthyidae. Gene Ontology annotation, cellular component: clathrin adaptor complex. The record is from RefSeq and is a predicted model, not a curated record. Gene Ontology annotation, biological process: vesicle-mediated transport; intracellular protein transport.
UGUAGGCGUCCCCUGAGAUGCCUAUGAGAUAUACUUCCAUAUUGGCACCAACUGAGUAUUCUUCCCUGUAGUUGAAUCGAGUUUUUUCUUUUUUUAAAGCAAGUGAUCUACAGCUAAAACUUUGUAAAAGCUGUAAAAAUAUUUCGCACUUUACAUGUUGGUCUUCCUCUGACAGGAUUAACGAUAAGUUGCUGAGAUGAUCGACAGUCUGUUCCUGAUUAACCACUCAGGAGACAUUUUCCUGGAGAAACACUGGAAGAGUGUUAUCAGCCGGAGUGUUUGUGAUUACUUUUUCGAAGCUAAGGAAAAAGCAGUAGACCCAGAAAAUGUGGCCCCUGUCCUGCAGACCCCACACCACUAUCUCAUCAGUAUAUACAGGGACAAGAUCUUCUUCCUGUCUGCCAUCCAGACUGAAGUGCCUCCACUUUUUGUCAUCGAGUUCCUGCACAGAGUUGGAGAUACAUUCUUGGAUUACUUUGGAGAAUGUUCAGAAACUGUAAUCAAGGAUAAUGUAGUGAUUGUUUACGAGCUAUUGGAGGAGAUGCUCGACAACGGAUUUCCGCUCGCCACCGAGUCCAAUGUCCUCAAGGAGAUGAUAAAGCCUCCCAACAUUCUGCGGUCAGUCGUCAAUACACUAACAGGAGGUAGCAAUGUUGGAAACACUUUGCCAACAGGUCAGCUGUCUAAUGUUCCAUGGAGAAGGGCUGGUGUCAAGUACACAAACAAUGAGGCAUAUUUUGAUGUGAUCGAAGAAAUUGAUGCAAUUCUCGAUAAAUCAGGGACAACAGUAUUUGCAGAGAUCCAGGGGGUCAUUGAAGCUUGUGUGAGGCUUACCGGGAUGCCGGAUCUCACUUUGUCCUUCAUGAAUCCUCGUCUCCUGGAUGAUGUGAGCUUUCAUCCCUGCGUGAGGUUCAAACGCUGGGAGUCGGAACGGGUUUUGUCUUUCAUCCCUCCAGAUGGAAACUUCACUCUCAUGUCAUAUCAAGUCAGCUCUCAGAAUCUUGUUGCCAUCCCGGUGUAUGUAAAGCAGAACAUCAGUUUCUUGGAGGCUGGAUCUUGUGGUCGUCUGGAUAUCACCAUCGGGCCCAAGCAGACCAUGGGGAAAACGGUGGAGGGCUUGAUGGUCACAGUCCACAUGCCUAAAGCUGUGCUCACUGUUAACCUCACAGCCACACAGGGGACCCACACUUACGAUCUUGCCACUAAGGUGCUGGUCUGGGAUAUUGGAAAACUAAACCCCCAGAAGCUCCCAAAUUUACGAGGGAGUCUGAGUAUGCAGCCCGGGGCCCCAAAACCUGAAGAGAACCCCUCACUCAACAUUGACCUGAAGAUACAGCAGCUGGCCAUAUCAGGUCUGAAAGUGAGCCGUCUGGAUAUGUACGGGGAGAAGUACAAACCCUUUAAAGGGGUCAAAUACUUGACUAAAGCAGGAAAAUUUCAGGUGCGGACUUAAGGAACGAUCCAAGGUCAGCAAUCCAGUGCGGCAGAAUACAUCUGAUCUGAAACGCUCGCUCUGCUCUUGACUUAGCCUUUUCAGUACGUUAAGUAUCUGACAUUACUAAUGAAAAUUAUGCAGAUUAACAAUUAUUUAUCUCAUGUUAUAUGUAAUUUAUGUUUUUGUGGCCUGUAAAGGGAAGCCCUAACAAUCAAUGUGACCUUAUUGAACUGCUUAAAGUUUGUAUUCCGUUUGUUUGCUACAUUGCAUAGAUAACUUCUGACUAUUGCUUUACUCUUUUGUAAUUUAACCCUAAAUCUUGCCUAAGGGAAAUGUUGAUCUUUGAAAAAUGAGGAUUGAGAUGGACUGCCUUUUUGCUACACCUCCUGAUAUUUGACAAAAAUGCAGAGAAUCUUUUCAAACUUUGUAACGUAUAUCCAGUUUUGUAUCCAUUUAUUUAUUUUUUAAAAACCUAAUCUCGUAGAUGCAGCUCAGGAUGCUUUUGCACAAAUUCGCUUUCUUAACGUGGCCUUGGAGGAGCAGUUCAAGGCGCUCGGCACAAAACACACAAUUUAGGAGAACAUCAAGGUACAAAGUGUAGCUUAACCAAGAGUUGCUUUUAGUAAUUCAUGCUUUAUUUUUGUGUCAAAAAUCACGUUUUCUAAAGUUUUGCAUCCGUUUGAAUGCAGCUUUUCUAUUCUGCACAGCAUUUGCACAAUCAAAUAUCUUUGUGGAAAAUACUUUUUGAUCCUCUUGUAUGAAGUUGAAUAUAUAUUCCAAUUUAUAAGACUUCCUAUUAAAACUUUAUGCUAGUA